CUCGGGAGCCAGCGUGACCCCCGGGGCUACGGCGCCGGCGCAGUGGGGGUGAAGUUUGUGGCGCGGGGGCGGUUGGAGAGUGAGCGCGGGAUCGAUUGUUCGGCUCGGCUUAAAUCAUUUAAAAUUAAACCGUGAGCAGCAGCAGCGGCGGCCGCAGCAGCCUCCGUUCCGUAUGGUGAGAAUGGCGGAUAAAGAGGUUUAUGACGACGCAGUGGAGGAGCGUGUAAUCAAUGAAGAAUAUAAAAUAUGGAAGAAGAAUACUCCAUUUCUGUAUGACUUGGUUAUGACACAUGCGUUGGAAUGGCCAAGUCUUACUGUACAAUGGCUUCCUGAUGUUACCAGGCCUGAAGGAAAAGAUUAUAGUGUUCAUCGCUUGGUGCUAGGGACACACACGUCUGAUGAACAGAACCAUUUGGUCAUUGCAAGUGUCCAGAUCCCCAAUGAUGAUGCUCAAUUUGAUGCUUCUCACUAUGAUAGUGAGAAGGGAGAAUUUGGUGGAUUUGGGUCUGUAAGCGGAAAAAUAGAAAUUGAAAUUAAAAUCAAUCAUGAAGGAGAAGUGAACCGAGCGCGUUAUAUGCCACAGAAUCCAUGCAUUAUUGCCACCAAAACCCCCACCUCUGAUGUGCUUGUCUUUGACUACACCAAGCAUCCAUCUAAACCAGAUCCAAGUGGUGAGUGUAAUCCUGAUCUGCGACUGCGUGGUCACCAGAAAGAAGGAUAUGGACUUUCCUGGAACCCAAAUCUAAGUGGACAUCUUCUCAGUGCUUCAGAUGAUCAUACUAUCUGUCUUUGGGACAUUAGUGCAGGCCCAAAAGAAGGAAAGAUAGUAGACGCGAAAACGAUCUUUACAGGUCAUACUGCAGUUGUAGAAGAUGUCUCCUGGCAUUUAUUGCAUGAAUCCUUGUUUGGAUCUGUGGCUGAUGACCAGAAGCUCAUGAUCUGGGACACAAGGUCGAAUAACACUUCAAAACCUAGCCACUCUGUGGAUGCACACACAGCUGAAGUCAACUGCCUAUCCUUCAACCCUUACAGUGAAUUUAUCCUAGCAACUGGCUCUGCUGACAAGACGGUGGCAUUGUGGGACCUUCGAAAUCUAAAGUUAAAGCUCCACUCCUUUGAGUCACACAAGGAUGAGAUCUUCCAGGUGCAAUGGUCUCCACAUAAUGAAACUAUCCUUGCCUCCAGUGGUACAGAUCGUCGCCUCAAUGUUUGGGAUUUGAGUAAAAUUGGUGAGGAACAAUCAGCUGAAGAUGCAGAGGAUGGACCUCCAGAACUACUGUUUAUUCAUGGAGGACACACUGCAAAGAUUUCUGAUUUCUCCUGGAAUCCAAACGAACCAUGGGUAAUCUGUUCUGUAUCGGAAGACAAUAUUAUGCAAGUUUGGCAGAUGGCUGAGAAUAUUUACAAUGAUGAAGAACCAGAUACGCCUGCCUCUGAACUUGAGAGCCAAGGAUCAUAAGCCCUAUUUUAACAGCACCACUUUAAAAGGGGUCUAAAAAUGAUUUAGACUGAUAAUCGUAAUACAACUGUUUUCCAAGCAAUCUUUUUCCACUAAAGUGCUGAGGCUUGUAUAUAUAAAAAAAACACUUGUGCAAAUUCUGACAUGCAACUCCUUUUAGUUUACAGUGAGCGUCAUACAGAAAUUUGGGAAGUGUUUUGAGAAUGCAAAGCCUGAUUUAUACAGUAGUAUGUAAUUGUAUUCCUUAGUAUGUAUAAAAGUUUAUUGAUAGCUGCUUAAGCACAAAUUGUGUAUACUUUUGUGUUGCGAUAAUAGGUAAUAUACAGCCUGACCCUGAAAUGUGAUUGGCAGCAGUGGUAUUAAUUCAGAGUAUGCAUGUGAUUUGGUUCUAAUAGAAGAGAGUUAAAAUUGUUAAUAUCUCUGCAAAGCAGUGUUGUCUUUAAACUCUUGAACAGAAGAGCUUUUGUUAUCCAAAGUGCAUGUUUCAAACUUUAAAUUCCUCUCUUCUGCCUAACCCCCUCCAACACACACACACUGUAGUGGCUCGAAGUACCAUUGAUUAUCCAGCUUAUUCUGCAAGUGCAUAGCAACCACGCCCACAAUUUUGGAAUAACUGUGCAGCAACCAUUUCAUAUCAUAAUGAGAACAAAAUAUUUACAUGUUUUAUAGUGUAAUCCAGCAUAUGGUGAAGAAAUGCUGCUGCAGUCUUCAAGAGUUGAGAGCUAACUUUCAUGUAUAGGGCAAAGAUUUCUUCCACUCCUUGAAGCUCUGAUAUGUGUGCACUUGGGAAUUCCUGUAGACAUCUGCUUCUGUAUUUUCCUUUGUUUAAAAACUGCAUUCUAUGCAUAUUGUAGAGCAGGGAUAUAUAAACACAAUAAACCUUUUGUAAUAAUUUUUAAAACUUAGCAGUGCUUUUUAACAUGUACACAUGAAAGGCAGAAACUGAUCAACAAUAUGCAUAUUAGAAGUUAAUUUACAGUGUGAUUUUGUUAAUCUGCUGUGAAUGAAGUUUAUGGUUACAUAUACAAGUAUAAAUUAACAAGUGCUACACUGGA
Molecule: messenger RNA, 2514 nt
Organism: Carcharodon carcharias (great white shark)
Lineage: Eukaryota; Metazoa; Chordata; Chondrichthyes; Lamniformes; Lamnidae
Product: histone-binding protein RBBP7
Exons: 12
Coding region: 173-1459 (428 amino acids)
Biological process (GO): regulation of gene expression
Cellular component (GO): NuRD complex; ESC/E(Z) complex; nucleus
Molecular function (GO): histone binding
Source: RefSeq, a predicted model, not a curated record